Messenger RNA from Caenorhabditis sp. 36 PRJEB53466, 888 nucleotides. Lineage: Eukaryota; Metazoa; Nematoda; Chromadorea; Rhabditida; Rhabditidae. The record is from the annotation of a GenBank genome assembly.
AUGGAAGAGAUUCCCCACUCUUCGUACGAUAUCAAGGAUCUCCGCUCGAUGCCCCAAGGUCUGAGAGUUUUCCUCAUCGCACGGAUCGUCCAGGAAGUUGUGCCGAAUCCGGACGACAAUGCGCAGUACGAUUCUCGAAACCUGGAAUUGAUUGAAUACGCCAAAUUCCUGGAGCGAAAGACGUUUGAGAAUAUGGAAACUCCGGAUAAAUACUAUGUGGAACUGGCUGGAAUCAUUCACGGCAUCCAGAAACGUUUGAAGCUGAGACCACCUGGUGACGUCAAUGAUCGUGAGUUUGCGGGCAAGAGAUACUGCUGUCUAUAGGUUUCUCUUGCGGUCAAAGCCAACGAGAGAAACAAGGCUUUAGGGUUACGGUAAUUUUCAUUUUUCAGCGUACUCAAACAUCCCACCCUCCGACCAGUUGGCAGCGUUCAUGGGACUUACUAAGGAAGAGAUUGAAGAGCAUAACCAGGAGCAAACCCCUCAAGGGCCAUCCAAUACCACGCCGAUACUGUCCAUGGACACCGUAACCCCAGAUAUAAGACUGAUUGUUGUGGGAAAGCUGUGCAAAUUGCUCUUCCCACCUCCGGACACCAGUUCCAUACUCGAUGGAAGAAUGAGUAAGAUCAUCAGAAAGCUCAAAAAGAUCGAGGCGGAAUCGUUCAAAAAAGCGGAGCACCGGGACGAUUAUUUCGUUAGGAGCACUGUAAAGGCCUACAUGCUUCAUAAAAUUAUGAAGAAAAAGGGAAAGUCGUAUAUUGGAGGUUAGUUAAGCAGUAAUAAGUGGUCAAAGGUUACGGUAUCUUUUCAGAACCCGUCAGACAACACGCUCCUGCACUUUCGAAUGAGUCAGUGGACAGAAGUGAAGGCCCUUCUGCUUCCAGCUAA